Molecule: messenger RNA, 5154 nt
Organism: Mus pahari (shrew mouse)
Lineage: Eukaryota; Metazoa; Chordata; Mammalia; Rodentia; Muridae
Gene: Mbnl1
Product: muscleblind like splicing regulator 1
Exons: 11
Coding region: 723-1757 (344 amino acids)
Molecular function (GO): metal ion binding
Source: RefSeq, a predicted model, not a curated record
CUUCUGAAAUGUUAACGUUAGUCCAGCAGGCAUGCUAUAACAUGUGUCCCUCACUUUUCUUUCUAGUGCUAGAUCUUCACCCCCUUCAUCCAUGUUUUGGCUUUCUGUGGGAUGCGUGAAUGGCUGCCCCCUUGUAUUUUGUUGCACUUCUCCAUUGCUUCUUGUGUUCUGGUGGGAACCUUGGUGAUUCUUCUCAAUUGCUACCUGAGCUCUGUGCUGGUUGCUGCUCAUCUCCCAGGGUCUUGUGCUGGCUGGUCAUGUCUCUACCUCCUUGGCACUGCCCCUUGGCAGAACCGUGGUCCCUGGUUGGCUGCGUCUAAACCCUUGUGAGGGUGGGGAAUAUUCCUCCCCCUGCUGCUACGAUUGAGCUCUGUGCUGGGUACCACAGAGCCCUCUACACUUGCUUUCAGUUGCUAAGGCAUCCCGAGCUUUGGCUGUGGCUCAGUGGUCCUGCUAUCCAAACCCUAAAACUUUCCUAGCCUCUACACUCAGUGGUAGCAGCAGGUGUUGGGAUUUCUCCAAGUUCUAAGGCCUUGGGAGGAAGAGAGUGGCUGUUGACAUAGACCUCAAGGAUUUUCAGAGUACGCCAGCCAGGAAACUUCUCCAGAAGAUAUGUAAAGGGUCGUUGCUCCAGAGAGAACUGCAAAUAUCUUCAUCCACCCCCACACUUAAAAACACAAUUAGAGAUAAAUGGGCGGAAUAACUUGAUUCAGCAGAAGAACAUGGCCAUGCUGGCCCAGCAAAUGCAGUUAGCCAAUGCCAUGAUGCCUGGUGCCCCGUUGCAGCCCGUGAACAUAAUGCAACAAUCAUUCCAAAAAAGAGGGGGGGAUUGCAUUUCGAGGUGGGAGGGAUCCCCAUAUUACACCGGCAGUGAUACCAAUUAUCAAUACUGUACAGUCGAGCCAAUGUUUUCAGUUGCACCAAGCUUAGCCACCAAUGCAUCAGCAGCCUUUAAUCCUUACCUGGGGCCUGUUUCCCCAAGCCUGGUUCCAGCAGAGAUCUUGCCGACUGCACCAAUGUUGGUCACGGGGAAUCCUGGAGUUCCAGUGCCAGCAGCCGCUGCAGCUGCUGCACAGAAGUUAAUGCGGACGGACAGACUGGAGGUGUGUAGAGAGUACCAGCGUGGCAAUUGCAACCGAGGAGAAAGCGACUGUCGGUUUGCUCACCCUGCUGACAGCACAAUGAUUGAUACCAACGACAACACAGUCACUGUCUGCAUGGAUUACAUCAAGGGGAGAUGCUCUCGGGAAAAGUGCAAAUACUUCCAUCCUCCCGCACACCUACAAGCCAAGAUCAAGGCUGCCCAAUACCAGGUCAACCAGGCUGCAGCAGCACAGGCUGCAGCUACUGCAGCUGCCAUGACUCAGUCGGCUGUCAAAUCACUGAAGCGACCCCUCGAGGCAACCUUUGACCUGGGAAUUCCUCAAGCUGUACUUCCCCCAUUGCCAAAGAGGCCUGCUCUUGAAAAAACCAACGGUGCCACCGCAGUCUUUAACACUGGUAUUUUCCAAUACCAACAGGCUCUAGCCAACAUGCAGUUACAGCAGCAUACAGCAUUUCUCCCACCAGGCUCAAUAUUGUGCAUGACACCCGCUACAAGUGUUGUUCCCAUGGUGCACGGUGCUACGCCAGCCACUGUGUCCGCAGCAACAACAUCUGCCACAAGUGUUCCCUUCGCUGCAACAGCCACAGCCAACCAGAUACCCAUAAUAUCUGCCGAACAUCUGACUAGCCACAAGUAUGUUACCCAGAUGUAGAGCUGUCGUCACAAAACAAUCAUACAAAGAGAAAAGGACAGUGUGCUUGAUUAGAGUAAAGACGACGUCAUUAGCCAUAUUGUAUAUACUGUCAAGCAACACACAAAAAUCCCUCAGCCACAAGACAUCCACAUAUUGCAUGUUAACCAGAAGAAAAGACAACAUGGGAACUUGCUGCACACUGUUGCCUACACACUUUGUACAUUCAAUUGGUAUUUGUGCUGAGGUGAUAUUCCUAUCUAAAACAACAUUGUCUUUCUUUUGUAGCACAGAGUUAUGCAUUAAAAUAUGCAUACAUAAUUAGUUUCCUAUAUAUUCAUGCCAUCUUGAAAAGACAGACUAUGGUGUAACCAUGAUUCUAUUAUGUAUUGGUACGUCUGUAGACCAAGAUAUAAUUUUUUAAAAAUAAGUUUAUUUCUUUCAAGGUUUACAAGUAACAAAGGUGCACCUUGUAUUUAAAAUCGCCGUUAGAGCUGAGAGCGCGCAUGCAGAGUCAUUUUUGUUUAAGAGUAAUAUUUUUACUGUAAUAGAUUGUAAGACAUGGUGAGGGAGGGAACUGACAGAGAUGAAUGUGCCAAGCAAAACCACAACUGUGUAUAUUUUAAAGCACAUCAUGGCUUUAAGUACCAUGUUGUUAAGGAUUCUCAUGAAGUGCCAUAGACUGUACAUCAAAUUAGAGUAUUAUUUCUUCAGUGUUAUUGUUUCUGGAGCCACAUUUUGUUGCUUAUUUGCUAGUACUAAUCAAUCAAAGGGCACCAUUCUUUUCUUUUUUGUUUUUGAAACCAAAGCUGUCUCAGAAAUGGCCAAUUUAACUUUACAGUAACAAUAGACAGCACAACACAAACUCAAUACAGAUAACCUACACAUACUGGAGAUAUAUAUGAUAGAUAUAUAAAAUUAUUUUAAUGCAUUGUAGUGUAAUAUUUAUGCAUACUCUACUAUAUAACAUGUUAUUCAAAAGGGAUAUGCCAUUUCUGAGACACAAUAACAAAAAAUAUUUGAGGAAAUUAUUUUGCUUCUAUUUAUAGCCUCUGUCAAAAGUCAAAAGACUAUAAAUGCUUUGCAGAAAUGGGUUCACGUUUGCUUACUGCUUCAUCACAGUCACAUUCAAAAUAGUGACUCUAAACAAAGAGAACAGCACUGUCAUCAGAUGCAUGAUAAACCAAAAUAUGAAAAUGGGAAAUGUUUAAUUAACCUAGUAAUUGGGUGGGUUAAGUACAUGGGUGAAUUUUAUAUGUGAUUCUUUUGUUCAGAUUAACUGCUUAUAGCCUUAGAAAGCCUUUUAAAAAAAUUUUAAAAAUAGAUGUGCAUUCAGUUUUUAAGAAUGGAUUCAUCCAAAGGAAUUCCCCUUUUUUGUGGUUUGGAUGUUGCAGCUAGUAAAGGAUAUUUUUGCUCUGUUCAGCAGUUCUAAAAUCGCUGAGUAGGGGCCAGGUCACUGGCAGUUCUAGUGUGGAAUGGGAGAAGUGAGAGUUCUGUUAUAGAACUUUCCAUACUUCCAAGUUUACUGCAAGUUUUUAUGCUUGAGAGAGAUGCUUUCUAAUAUAAGACUGAUGUGUUGAUUUUCCUGAUUGUACUGUACAUCUAUUAAAGCCUUAGAUUAUUACAUUACGGGUUGGAACCCAUACCAAUGUAAUUUCAAUCGUGUUAAGAGAGUAAUGGUGACUUCACAUGUUAUUGUAGUUAGUUAUGUUAUAGAAUAUUACUUAUUUUUCUUGUUAAAAUGUAGUUUUUCAUUUCCUACAUUUAUUAGAUUUUCAUUUUCUAUUAACAGUUGAAUACCAUUUCAGUUUUUAGACUAUUGUUUUAUUAGAUUUUACCAAUGAAUUUUUCAAAAUACAAAAAAAAAAUUAAAGUAGUUUUUUCUUCAUAACAUACUCAGUUUUAAAUUACAUGUAGUGUCAUAUGAAUAUCCGUAUUGUUAACUAAAUGAUUUAUAUUUUACUGAUUUAAUAUUACAGUGUAAGAAUGUCAGUCAUUGUUCUUGUCUAGUUUUCAUUAAAAGAACAAAGAUCUUUUAUAUGGAUAUCUUAUAAAUAUAUAAUCAUUGCUAAGUAAGAAGUUAAGUUGUUGCUAUGGCAACAAUCCUGGCAGACAAUUGAGUAAUAUUUUGAUGAUUUAUUUUGUUUGUAAUUAGUUAUUAUGAGAAGAUCUAGAUCCUAGAUAUUAGAAUAAAAUUUAUUUUCUACUGUAUCCAUUUCAAAUGUUAAAGUAUUGUUUAAUAUUUUUGAAAUCCCUGAAUAUCAGGCCUUGUUAUAAAUAAGCUGCAUAAUCAAUAAAUAGAACAAGGGACUUUUUGUUGAUAAUCCAAAUACUCAAAGUUUACGUAAUGAGAAUUUUAGCGUGUGUGCAAACUCUUGAGGGUUGAUGAUGCUGCAAUUUAGCAUGUUGGGAAGUCUAGAGAGAAGGUUGACUUUUUGCACUUCUGUAUAUAGUCAAAAGAGAGAAACCUGUAUAAUAGCAAGAUCUUAUUUUGAAUAAAAACGUCUAUAAUUACAAGGAGUUUUGUUAAGGCUAAUGAAAUGACAGACUGAGCAAAAUUGCUUGCAAAAGUGGCACAGAGUUAGCACUCCAUACCCUUCAAACACGUCGCUUUGCUUUUUGUGGACAGCUUGUAGUUUGCCAGGAUUUUUCAGCUGGAAAGAUUUGCCAUCCUUCCGAGAUCCCAUGACUGACAAAACUCCAUUGGGCCAAAUCUGCCUGAAGAUCAUUACCAAAAAAUAGCAGGUACUUCAGCCACUAAGAUGAAAUCAUGGAUCAGAUAUUCCUUACAUUGUUUUCAAAACUACUGCAUGUUUAAAACUUCAAAAAAAAAAAAAAGAGAGAGAGAGAGAGAGAGAGAGAGAAAGAACUAUGCUAAGGACAUAUAUUAUUCAGAUCGAUAUCUACCAAUUUCAGUGGUUUAAUGUUCACAAAAUGAAAUCUUGAAAACAACUAUUGACUUUCACAAAAUUUCAACUGUAAACAGGCAAACCAAACAGCACACCUGUAGUUGUUCUGUGAUUGUUUUUUAAUUGCUGUAGAUCAUGUUCUUUCCGCAGGUGAAAAAAAAAAAAGUUCAAAUUUCACAGUUUUAAUUUUAACUCAGAAGCACUCAAAAGAGCAAAAUGUGACAAUGGCCACUUGUUUAAUGACUUGGUUGCCCAGCUGUCACUGCAGCUGGCUACUGAUGUUGCACUUACCAGCAACCCACCCACCUUCAUCUGCCGAAAGGACAAUGAGCUUGGUUUUACGAUUAUGUAAUCACAACUUACUUUCUGCUUGUAGUUGCUUAAAAUUAUGUAUUUUGUCUAGGGCUGCAAUUUGUUUUAUGCUUACUUUAUUAUUACUGCAGUAGUUGACUUUGCUGUAUGGAAAAAUAAAGCGAAAUUGCCCUAAUAAAACUUCUCUUUCUUAAGUA